Diversispora eburnea is the source of this 906-nucleotide messenger RNA. The record is from the annotation of a GenBank genome assembly. Lineage: Eukaryota; Fungi; Glomeromycota; Glomeromycetes; Diversisporales; Diversisporaceae.
AUGGAUAUUAAUGUACCAGCUCCCCAUAUACAAUUCGUACAUGCUUUGGCAAAGCCAAUCGUUUAUCCUCCAGAAAGAAAAAUUCAAGAUAACAUUACUUACAGAAUGUUUAUUAACAUUUGUUAUUACCUGCCUCCUUCUGACUUACUCAUGUUAUCUUGUGUAUGUAAGCAUUUUACUAAUAUGCUUAAUGAACAAUUAUUUCCGACCUCUUCUGAAAUUUGGAAAUCUUCUCGAGAAAGAUUCACCUUUUUCAAAAAUAUAAAAUGUCCACCUGGAAUGACCGAAUUUCACUUGACAAAGUUAUUGAAUUUUGCAAAUGGUUGUCAAAUGUGCAAAAAUAAAAAUGUUACUGUUACCAUAUUCUGGAUUGCACGCGUUCGUGCGUGUGACAAGUGUAUUUUGACAAAAGCUAAAAGUCGAAAUUUUCUUUUGAAAGGAAAUUAUAAUAUUACUAAUGAAACCCUUAGCAUUAUUCCACCUCUUGUCCCAUGUCCUGAUGAUAAAAUAGAUUUAAACUUUUAUUGGAUUCCACAUGUCAUUUCAGCGAAAUAUAAAAGUACAACAUUCGUCAAUAAAGAUGAAUACGACAAAUGGAUUAGUGAUAUGAAGGAUGAAAGUUUUCGUCAACAACAAGAAGCACUUAGGUAUCAUAAUUUAAUUUUAAAUGAAUGGAAUGAUCGAAUAAUAUAUCAAGAAAUGAUGCUUAGAUCUAUUAUUCGAGAUGUUUAUAGUGAAGAUGGUGUGGAAACUUUACGUCAAAUUCCAUUACUUGUAAAUUUAAGGAGAACUCUUAGGUCAAAUCCUUUUGUUAUACCUAAUUGGGAAAGUUAUCAUCAACAAUUGAAGGAUUAUUUGGCUGUACCUGGAAAUAACCCUUUAUCAAUAACUAAUAAUACAAGCUAA